Molecule: messenger RNA, 852 nt
Organism: Cladocopium goreaui
Lineage: Eukaryota; Dinophyceae; Suessiales; Symbiodiniaceae
Source: the annotation of a GenBank genome assembly
AUGGACUAUCUGAUGGAUUUCAAAGAUCUGGCUGCGUUGAAUUCGCUUGUGGCCGACAUCAGCGAAGCUCUGCGGCAGCAAAUUCUGCGAUACAUUGCCCAUAUUUUGGCCAAUGACUACAGCGCCAUCCCGGCAGACCUGGUCGCGAUGGGCUUCAUCGCGCCCCGUGGCAUGAUAGCCAUGGAGGAGGAGAAGGUGGCCAGGUCCAUCAGUGACGUCUUUCAGAGCCUGGCGGCGGGCGGCACGGCUCAGCAACGCAUUGCAGACGUGCUGCCUGCGCUGGGGAAGAUCAAGCAGCAAUACGGGAGCAUCGGGCAGAUUCCUGCAGCUUUUGUCUACAUCCUGCGUUGUUUCAGCAUUCUGGAGGGGCAUGGCCUGCGGUUGGAUCGCAACUAUCGGAUCGUGGAGGACUGCUAUCCGUACCUGGCCUCUUGGGCCAUGAGGGCUAAGGCCGCGGAUGCUGUGCUGAUCCGCAGCGUCUUGUACGGCAAAAGCGCGGGAAGCAAAGUGGGGGUUCCAGACACCCAACAGGUGCUCAGUUUGCUUCGCGGUUUGACACGAGUAGUGCAGGACCGUGCAGAGGAUGGAAGCAUUGGAGGUGGCCAGUUGGCAGAGGACUUGCGGUCUUCUCUGCGAAGUUUGCGGAAAGCUCGUGCCUUGCAAGAUGUUUUGCUGCAAGAGGUCGCCCGUGCCGUCGACGUGCUUGGCCGGGAGGUGGCCGAGAAGUCCUUGCCUUCGGGCUGGCUUCACUUGGUCGGCAACUUCCAGCGCAACGAAGAGGACGAAGCGGUGCUGGCGGCGCUGCAGCAGUUGCGUGAGGCGAUGCUACAAGAGUUGAUUGCAUCCAUCGAG